Daldinia vernicosa is the source of this 2835-nucleotide messenger RNA. RefSeq names its product carbohydrate esterase family 4 protein. Gene Ontology annotation, biological process: carbohydrate metabolic process. The coding region runs from base 1 to 2835 and encodes 944 amino acids. Gene Ontology annotation, molecular function: hydrolase activity, acting on carbon-nitrogen (but not peptide) bonds. The transcript is spliced from 2 exons. NCBI's taxonomy places the organism in Eukaryota, Fungi, Ascomycota, Sordariomycetes, Xylariales, Hypoxylaceae. The record is from RefSeq and is a predicted model, not a curated record.
AUGAGGUUCACUAAGGUUAUUGGCGGUAUUACCGCCGCCUUGCUCGUGAGCGGCGUAUCGAGUGCUAGGCUGCCCAAGAGACAAAAUGCUCCUCCUGCUAGCACGGAUACGCCGGUUCCACCACCGCCUGCUUCUACGGAGGCCCCUACUCCUCCAGAGACCUUAACGCCGGUCCCUGAGCCGACUUCUUCCGAAGCUCCUGCGCCACCUCUCUCGAGCUCGUCCGAAGUUCCGGCCCCACCGCCUCCAACUUCUUCGGCACCUCCGGCCCCGGUCGAGACAUGUACGGCGCAUUUGUUGGUAGACGAUUUCUCUCAAUGGGAGACCGGCGAGAACUCCUUGCAGGGAGCUACGAGCGAUGACCAGACCAUGAACACCACCAGCACUGAUGGCGGCAUCCUGACGUUCACACCCAACAACAUUGAUGUAUCAUAUAUCUACGAGCAGUUUGACUGUCUAGACACCGUGGCGCUCGGAUAUGACUCCGUAUCAUUCAACAUCAAGGGUCCCGAGGCGGCCUCCGUCUCAAUUGAGCUCCAAACCGUCGCCGAAUGCUCAUCCACCGAGUAUCAGAGCUUCUACUACACCCUCGACGGACUUAGCGGUUCCCUACAGACAAUUAACAUUCCGCUAAACAGCUGGGAGGGAGCUGGCCUGGAAGGAGUUGUUGGCGUCCUAUGGUACGGCUUCUCGGCUGGUUUAACCGGCACCGACAACGAGUGGCAGCUGGACAACGUACAGUUCCUGUGCGCCGACGUUCCGCCGCCCGAGGAUCCCGAACCACCCGUAGUCACACCGGUGCCUACUACCGACCCUACUGAGCCUGAGCCGCCAGUCACAGUCACAGUCACGACUACUAUCUUCUUGCCUCUACCCGGCGGUGACGUUACUACGACGACAGAGACCAGUACGGGAAGCUGGAGCACGCCCGGCAAGCCAACGACUACGAAAGGAAAAGUUACUACUACCCGCUCUAUCUCGCCGACCGAGCCUCCGUGGUGGGACGACGACCCAUGGGAAGGCUGGUCCGACAGCCAAACCGCGCCACAGCGAGUCACCGCCACUGCUACCGCUGUUGCUACGCCGGUAGGUUCGGCAGCGGCGAAGGUCCAGCCGAUCAUAGCUCGCGAAGAAGCUGCUCAGUGCGACCAUCUUCUCGUUGACGACUUCAUAUCCCAGUCUCGCCUGACAUUUCUCUACUACAAUGCCCUGCUGAAGUCGAGCAGCGACGACGGUACCAUGAAGUCCGUUGUGGUCAAGAAUAAUAGGGUGACUUUCACACCUGUGGAUACUGACUCUUACUGGUACACUCAACUCGGCUGCAUCAAUGCGGAGCAAUACGGGGGAAUCUCGCUUCGCAUCUCAGCUGCUGCUGGUACAACAUUCGACGUCCAGCUUUCUUCGACUAAGGGCGAGUGCGGUACCGAGGACGCCAACGAUUUCUCUGUGACGUCAAAACAACUCGGCUGGACUUUCAACGGAAAGGAGCAGUUAUACUCCAUCCCCUUCUCCAAGUUCAAGGGACUUGAUCUGACCAAGUUUGAAACAAUCUUCAUUUCCAACUUGAAGAAACCUGUUACUUUUGGGCCCUUAGCCUUGUAUUGUGGAAACGAGAUUGUCGAAUAUGUCCCCCCUGCGGUUAUCGAACCAUCCGGUCCUACCGAAACGGUGCCAGCACCCCCGAGCAAAGCUACUAACCUUGUGAUAGACAAGUUUGCCAACUCGGAAACAAACGCUUUGGAACAAUGGCACGGGGCGGACGAGGGGAUGACUGUAACUUUCAAGAGAAACACCAUGACGCUGCAGACCAACGACUCGGAUCUGAUGUGGGUUACGCAAGUCGCCGAGACCUGCAAGGACUUGACCGAGUUCGACGGAUCUUACCUCCACGUCGCUUACACCGGAAGCAACCUAUUUACCAUUUCCCUCCAGCAGCACAACGAGGAGUGCAACAAUGAUAUAUACCCCUACCCCGAGACCUGGGACUCCCUCGAAGCUUCGCGGUACAGUACCGAGACGGACAUUUGGAUCCCUCUAAACCACUUCAACGUCGACCGCAAGCGGGCCAUCGGCUUCGCAUUCAAGGGCUUCUACAGCACCGCCGCAACCGUCUUCUCCAAGAUCGAGAUCGUCAACGAGGUUCCCGAGGGCUUCCAAGUCCCAGAGAAACUACCCUCCGGCCAGUUUAUCUUCGCCUGCAAGCGACCAAACUCCUUCGCCUUCGCCAUCGACGACGGCGACCCGGUAUUCGCGCAGCAAGUCAUGAAGACGAUCGACGAUGAGGGCAUCACCGUGACGUUCUUCACCGUGGGGGCGCCCCUUCGAGAUCCGACCACGAACCUUAGCGCUAUCUACAACGAGAUGGCCUCCAAGGGACACCAGAUCGCGCUGCACAGCUACACGCACCCUCCUCUAGAAGGCCUAGCAGACGACGCGUCGAUCGACUGGGAAUACACAAACGACAUCGAAGCCGUGAAAGAAACCUUCAACGGGCUGACGCCCAAGUACUUCCGUCCCCCAUUCGGUACCGAAGGCGCGCGUAUGCGACAGCGUCUCGCAGCUUUGAUCGAAGAUCCGUAUAUCGUGCAAUGGAGCGUCGACGUCGAGGACUGGCUGUGGGCCGAAUCCGACACGCCCGAGAAACAGCUCGAGGCAUUCAAGCGAGACGUCGCGGCGGGUGGCAACAUCGUCGUGAUGCACUACUUGUACAACAGCACCGUCAGCUACCUCAAGGAGUUCAUCCAGAUCGCUAAGGCGACUGGCAAGCAGCUGAUGCGCGUGGACCAAUGCAUGAUGGACCCGAAUGCGCCGCCGCUACCGGGUGAGGAAGAAUAG